CCAUUAAAACAGGGGGCUGGCUGUUUAUUUGCUCCAGCUGACUUAUCUUAUCUCUCAGUUUAUUGGCGGCUGUGAAAUUAGCGUCUUAUGAAGGAUUACAGCAGUCAGAUCAGAGUCUCUGGAUCUCUCACGCGCAUUACAUGAAGCUGACAAUGGCAUGCGUUUGGAAAAUGAUUCUUCUCAACAUUUUCGCCUUCGCCGGCGGAAGCAGCGCGAUGAAAGCAGGUUAUUUCUGGCACAUCUCAGACCUCCACUGGGAUCCUUCUUACGACGCAGGGAGCAGCUCUGCAUCGAAAUGUGCUUCUAGUGGAGGCCGUCCGACCCCAAACGCAGGCAGAUUUGGAGAUUAUUCCUGUGAUUCCCCGUGGACUCUGAUAAACUCGACAUUGAGUGCCAUGAGAGAGAUCCUGCCUGACCCGGACUUCAUCAUCUGGACCGGAGACGAUACGCCUCAUGUCCCCGACGAGCAGCUGGGAGUCGAACCUGUCCUGCGUAUAAUCGGCAAUCUCACGCGCAUCAUAAAAAACACUUUUCCCAAUACCAAGGUGUACUCUGCGAUGGGAAAUCAUGACUACCAUCCAAAGAACCAAAUGCCCCCGGGAAAAAACGUCAUUUAUGAGCAAACCGCAAACCUGUGGCACGACUGGCUACACGCUGCAUCAAAAGAAACCUUUAAAACGGGCGGAUAUUACACAGAGAAGCUGCUGAAUCAAACCGGCUUCAGAGUCGUGGUCCUAAAUACAAACCUCUAUUACGAUCAGAACAAAGUGACGGAAAACAUCAAAGACCCCGCGGAUCAGUUCAGCUGGGCCGAUAGAGUGCUUCAGGACGCAGCUAAGAACAACGAGAAGGUUUACAUCAUCGGCCACGUCCCUCCAGGGUUUUUCGAGAAGAAGAGAGAUAAAGCCUGGUUCAGAAAGGAGUUUAAUAAGCGUUAUAUAGAUCUCAUCCAGAAGCACAGCGCUGUCAUACAGGGCCAGUUCUUUGGGCAUCAUCACACCGACAGCUUCCGCGUCUUCUACAGCUCGAAAGGAUCUCCCGCAAGUGCAAUGUUCCUGACUCCAGGAGUGACACCCUGGAUAACAACAUUACCUGGUGUCAGAGAUGGAGGAAACAACCCUGGAAUACGAGUCUUCGAGUAUGACACCAAAACACUUUUGAUCAAGGAUAUCUUGACCUACUACAUGAACCUGACGUACUCGAACGUGGCGCGCGAGCGCUGGGAGAAGGAGUACCGGAUGACGGAGGCGUUUCGUGUCCCCGACGCUUCUCCCGCCUCCAUGCACCGCGCCAUGGAGCGGAUAUCCAGCGACGGCCGUUAUCUGCAGAAGUACUACGAGUUCAACUCCGUGAACUACGACCUGACGGAGUGCGGCGCCGACUGCCGCGUCGAUCACGUGUGCGCCAUCAGGGAGGUGGACUUCGACGCGUACGAGCGGUGCGUGCUGAAGGAGGGAGCUCCGCCCACUGCCCCGCUGCUGCUGCUUCCUCUGCUGCUGUCACUCACCCUCAGCCUGCUAGGCCUUCCGACCGGUGCAUGAGUGUGAACGACACCAUUAAGUACUUUAACUGAAAUGUAUUUAUUUACCGAACUGUUUGAUUUGCGUGUGAAGUGUGGAAACAAAAUUAAAACAUCUGCAAAUGAAUGCUCAUCUCGUGCCUUUGAGAGAACCCAAAGAAUCAAUAAACUGGGGAAGGCUGUGACUUUUUUUCCCCAUGCAUGAUCAAUUAUGUGCCACACAUCAGUUGAGGCAUCCAGGACUUUAAUGUGUUUCCACGUGCAUGUGCUCUUACACAAUAAAAACGUUGUCCACCUCGAAAAAA
Molecule: messenger RNA, 1824 nt
Organism: Puntigrus tetrazona (Sumatra barb)
Lineage: Eukaryota; Metazoa; Chordata; Actinopteri; Cypriniformes; Cyprinidae
Gene: smpdl3b
Product: sphingomyelin phosphodiesterase acid like 3B
Exons: 8
Coding region: 141-1541 (466 amino acids)
Biological process (GO): sphingomyelin catabolic process
Molecular function (GO): sphingomyelin phosphodiesterase activity
Source: RefSeq, a predicted model, not a curated record